AAGCUAUUGAUAUCUCAAUUUGCUGACGAGCUCUUUUAUGAUUGGCUGCUAUUAUUAUCUCAUCAAGCUGACGUUCAAACCCCAAACGAUUGCAUAAUUUGACACCUUGCCGGGUAUAUGUAUCUAUAUCUCACGGCCACCUAAACGGAAAAACCCUGAAUGACGUCAAUGAACGACGCUUUGUGUGUGUUGCUGUUGCUGCCCUCUGUUGUCAGAACAUUUCUUGUGUGGCUGAUAGCCUCGGACAUAUCUGACACUGGACAUUUUUUUUCUAUUUCGGGAGACAACAAGUGCGUGCCUAUGGAACAGAAUAGACCCUCACAAGAGCACCUCCGUGACAAUUUCGAGGAAAGUGGCAACAGAGAACUAGAAAAUGACUCUAAUAACUGUUAUGCUUUCAUUGAUCUCACAAGGGACUCUGACAACGAGGAUCUUCCUAUGGAAGAAGACGACGAUGAGGUAGUCUGUCCUGAGGACGAGCUACGGAACGCAAAGAGGCGUCUGGUGGAAACAUUCUUAAAACAAGAGGCGGCUAGCAAAGAACCUGAGCAAAAGCUCGAAGAAGCACAAAGUGCAGGCUACUCCACAGAGUUGAACAGAUUGCUGUCAGGGUCUCUAGACUUAACUGUGCUUGAGGCUGAAGAGCUGUUGAUGAAGACACAAUUUGAGAGUCUCUCUACCACAGACGAGCUUCAAAGUCCGAAGUUCAAGAGCAAGUCGUGCUUCUGCUAUUUGCUGCUUGAUCCCAGGAUCACCCAGAACCUGCCUUCACGAACCGAGUUACUCAGUGACCUAGAAGGUUUUAAAACAUUUCUGCUGGCCAUAUUCUACGUUGGGAAAGGGCAACAGUCUCGUCCGUUUAAUCACCUGCGUGACGCACUAUCACAGCAAGACACACCAGAACAAGAAGUCAGCAAGAAAAUUCAACGCAUUCAAGAUGUGUGGGCCUCUGACAGAGGAAUAAUUAUGCUGUAUUGUUUCCAGAAUCUCAUUCAUGAUGAAGCCUGUGCUCGAGAAGCAUGCAUGAUAAAUGCGAUUGGUCUGCAACAACUGACCAAUCAAAUACAAGGAAGCUACUCUAUCAUGGAAACGAAGACUCGUGAACAGAAGUGUGAAAUGGGUGCUUACCUUUUAUACAAAGCUUAUAAAAUGUUCUUGCUUGAGGGUGAGAAAGAAAUUAGUUGUAAUGACAUGAAGCAGAAGAUGAAGAAAGCCAUUGGACCACAGAAACUUGGGACUGGAGACUACAAUUUAUCUGCAAAUCAUCUAAAAGAUCUAACAUGAAUGCAGCAAAAACACACAAUAAACAGAGCUUACACAACUGAGAAAGUCUCAGCAACAGGGAAAAGCUGAGAUGAAUAUAAAUAAAACUGGCAACAUCUAAUUUAUGAGCAGAUAUGGCAAUUCGGUAAACAAUGAAUAAACAAAACUGCAGAAAAGGAAAAAAAUUAAGUGACUUUUAUUAUCUUCAGUAAUAAAUGUAAAGUGCUAAAUUUUAAUGGUCAAAAUUUGAUUAUAUUAAUCUGCUGUGAACUCCAUCAGUAUUUUUACUUGUAUUAGUAGUGGCAUUACUGUGGACAACGUUGAUUCAAAGAUUCUGAGGCAUCAAUUUUGUGUGUGUGUAAACAUUCAUGAUAUAAAUAAUGGAUAUAUAUUUGUCUGCACCAUAAGUUUUCAUAUGUAUAUGAGUGUAGUGUCUGUUUGAACUUUUGUUUGAAAAAAGCCCAGACAAAAAACAUAUUUUGUGUGGUUUAAUCCUUACGGAAGGCAAGUAAAUGUUCAAAUAGUGCAUGUGUCAGUAGUGUUGUAAGUGCUAAAGUAAUCAGCUGUUGAAAAGUAAGAAAAUUGUUUUACAAAAUGGUUAAAAAAAAACCUAAUUCUCUCAAUUUCAUCUCAACGAUGGAAUCAAUAUUAAUGAGUUUUUACAGGGUUUUGGUAUCAGGCUUGAUAAAAAUGGGUCACCUAUUUGAAUAUGAACAAAUGUGUGUGUGUAUAAACAUUUGCCAGAUUGAGAUUCUUGUGCAUAAAAAAGUAAAGAAAACAUAACUGAUAAAGCAUGCCAGACAAGCAAAACAAAAAUAUGAAUGUUGUUUAUUUACCAAAUGUUGGUAGCAAGUUUCAACAUUAAAAGCUCUUUCCA
Messenger RNA from Pomacea canaliculata, 2140 nucleotides. RefSeq names its product ankyrin repeat and LEM domain-containing protein 1-like. NCBI's taxonomy places the organism in Eukaryota, Metazoa, Mollusca, Gastropoda, Architaenioglossa, Ampullariidae. The record is from RefSeq and is a predicted model, not a curated record. The coding region runs from base 160 to 1284 and encodes 374 amino acids. Gene Ontology annotation, molecular function: endonuclease activity. The transcript has 9 exons.